AUGAAGGACGACGACAUCGCCCCUCCAAGCUCCGCUCUCUCCCCCGAGCUCGAGCUCUUCUUCCCCUCCCCUCCCCGCACCCCUCCGCCGCCGCUCAAUCGCCACCUCGCCGCCGUGCGGAUGCGGCGGGGGCCAAUGUACUCCGCCUACACGGAGCUGAGGGACUCCAGGCUCAGGAGGAAGAGGGAGGAGGAGAUGCUGCUCCUCAGCCCCUCCUCCUUCAAGCUCGCCCGGACGAGGCCUGAGCCGGCGCCGGAGAAGAUGAAGAUGCCGGCGGUGAUGCGCUCCGUGCCCAACUUCUCGGCGGCGCUGAGGAAGGAGAACAGGGAUCCGGGCUUCCUCUCCCCGCCCCCGACCAAGGUGGGAAAGUUUCAGGGCACGCCGCCGCGGCCUCCGCCGGCGACCGCCGCGGCCGCUCCGUCGAGGGCGGGCGUUCUAAGGACAGCGGGGGCAGGAGCUGUCGCGUCUUCUCCCAGCGGGCGGAAUGCGAUAAAGUCCUCCGGCGGCCCCCCGGCGAGGAGGAGCUACUCGUGCCUCAAGGAGCUGAAGGAGCUGAAGGCGCUCUCCGGCACUGCCGCGGCGGCGAUCGAAGAGGAAGGCGAAGGCGGCGGCGUCUGCGGAGAGGGGAUCUCGAAGAGGCCGCCGAGGCGCUGGUAUUAG
Molecule: messenger RNA, 660 nt
Organism: Spirodela intermedia
Lineage: Eukaryota; Viridiplantae; Streptophyta; Magnoliopsida; Alismatales; Araceae
Source: the annotation of a GenBank genome assembly